ACCUGUUUCCGCUUGCUUCGACAUGAGCUCCGGCGGCCGUCUUCUAGGAGCGCUCGAGCGCGGGCUCCGGGGUGCCGAGGCUCGGAGGCCGCGUCUCCUCUCGGCAGCUUAUUCAGGGAACCAGUUCAGUAGGAUCCUACAAAUUAAGCCAUGGAAUUUUGGUGAAUAUAGGAACCUACGGUUCAAAUCAUAUGGAAUGACUUUACCCUACUUAAAUAGAAUGAAAAAUUACAGGUUUCUUUGGACAAGAUUGUACAGUACUUCUCAAACCACUGUGGACAGUAAUGAAGUAAAGACAUUCUUGAGUCUGGCACACAAAUGGUGGGAUGAACAAGGAAUAUAUAAACCUCUUCAUUCUAUGAACGAUCUGAGAGUGCCAUUUAUUAGAGAUAACCUUUUAAAAAGAAUUGUUAAUCAUCAGCCAGGAACACCAUUAUCUGGACUGAAGAUUCUUGACGUUGGCUGUGGUGGCGGAUUGUUAACAGAACCUCUUGCACGACUUGGGGCAUUCGUUACUGGAAUUGAUCCUGUGGAUGAGAACAUUAAAAUGGCGGAGCACCAUAAAUCAUUUGACCCAGUCCUGGAUAAGAGGGUAGAGUACAGAGCAUGUGCCCUGGAAGACAUUGUGGAAGAUGCUGCAGAGACAUUUGAUGCUGUAAUUGCUUCUGAAGUUGUAGAACAUGUGAUCAAUCUAGAAAAAUUUGUACAGUGCUGCUGUCAAGUGUUAAAACCUGGUGGUUCUUUAUUUAUUACUACAGUCAACAGAACUCAGCUGUCCUAUGCCUUGGGGAUUGUGUUUGCAGAGCAAAUUGCAGGUAUUGUAGCAAGAGGUACUCAUUCCUGGGAGAAGUUUGUUUCACCUGAACAACUAGAAAGCAUUGUAGAAUCAAAUGGUCUGUCAGUUCAGACAGUGGCAGGCAUGGUGUACAACCCUUUCUCAGGCCACUGGCAUUGGACUGAAAAUACCAGUCUUAAUUAUGCAGCUCAUGCUGUGAAAUCUGAAGAUCAGAAAAAAAAAAACACCUGAUGAACUUGUUUUAAAAGAAGAAACAGAAUAAUUCCAAGCUGAAAUCUCCACCAACUAAAUGUAUAUCAUGAGCUGAGGAGGUGAAUUGUUUUGGAAGUUGGAGAUAUGACUCAGAGACGAAGUUUUAUUCCUGUCACUACAUGGCUCAUUUGCACUACCAGAUGUAAAAAAUUUUAGCCUUAUGUAAAGAACACACUUCAUCUCAUAGAUUAUGCUCAGAUUUUUCCCACAUGCAUAUGCACAUAUGCUAAUAUAUUUGAAAGAAUUGA
Messenger RNA from Suncus etruscus (white-toothed pygmy shrew), 1296 nucleotides. It is a transcript of the gene COQ3, whose product is annotated as coenzyme Q3, methyltransferase. Gene Ontology annotation, molecular function: 2-methoxy-6-polyprenyl-1,4-benzoquinol methyltransferase activity. The coding region runs from base 23 to 1027 and encodes 334 amino acids. NCBI's taxonomy places the organism in Eukaryota, Metazoa, Chordata, Mammalia, Eulipotyphla, Soricidae. Gene Ontology annotation, biological process: ubiquinone biosynthetic process. The record is from RefSeq and is a predicted model, not a curated record. The transcript has 7 exons.